UGUUCAUCCGAGACGAGUUCUUACCUGUACGAUUUUCAUGUGGCUAACACCCAGGUAAUCAUGUGUAAUGAAUUGCUACGGAGUGGUAGUUGAAUGCUGAAGAUUUCCAGUCUUGCAUGAGUGUCCGUACUAGGCACGCACAUCUGUUUUUGCAAACGUCUGUAAAACUUCCCGAUGCAUGCGAUGGCUCCCAAAGUAUAUUUAUGUAUCUGUUCCCAGUUAACGUUUAGGUAACUUUGCUGUAGUGCAAAUGGCAAAAGGAAUGAUUCCGGCGCUCCUUAACACUUUGUUCCCUGAUCUCUUGUUGACAGGAGAUUUGGGUACGAGAUAAGGUAGACUUUCCAAAAGUCCUUUAAAAUUUUUCUUCCUCGUAUCUCGCUUCGCUCGCUUUUUUUUUCGCCCGAGAUAAGAACUACGUCGACUUGUGGCAAGUCUAGAGAUAAGGGCGCGCGAGGGAAGAACACGUGACCCAUAGCCUGCGUUGCAGCCGGCCCACGCCAGUCAGAACUGGCCAGCCGGACCGUAGGCGGACAAAUCAUUUUAACACUGAAAAAUGCUUGUUCAAAACGUUUUUGUCGAAAAACCCUUUCCUUCGGGCAUACUGUUUAAAAUUUGACUAAUCUGAUUGAAUGGUUAUGAUUAAAAGUGAAUUUCUCAUCACCACAGGAAUGGUCUGGCCGGUCAGUUCUGACAAAUGGAAAGCGCCCUAGGUGUAGAGCGUCUGCGACGCAGGCAACCGAAUUCCCCUUCCCCAUCGAAAGCCUGCUAGGCCGCCAAAUGCGCGUCUUGCAAGGUUGGUCCCUUUCAACCCUAAUUCACUAGGGUUGUUGACGUCGAUUCGGUUGGGUUUGCCUUUUUGACGAUGGGUUUGCUCAGGUGAGCGACAACCAGGAGCUCGGAAUGCGUUUAAAUUUCCCAUAAACAGGUACCCUGGGUACCAGACGUUUUGGCUCGCGUGCGACGAGGAGCUUCGUCGCCGAAGGCCGACUCGUCUUUGGCCGAAGGCCGAAGACACGAGCGGCGGGUCACUUUUUAAGACUUAGCCGAAACCGGAAACCGCAGAUGAAAAGCCUCUGGCACCCAGGGUAAUAAACAGGCAGAUUUUAGCAAAAACAAAGCAGCGUCCGGUGAGAAUGCGAGAGCUUGCAAAAGGGAUUGAAGGUGACUUCCGGUACUCAAUUUGCGUUUUACCAUUGGCCAGGUCGAUUUUUAUCUGCGCGCGCCUGCGUCACUGGCGUCUCGUUGUCUUUGCUGAAUCUGCCUUUUGCCUUGUGACUGUCACAAAAGGAGAAAACGUCGUGUUUUUUUACAGCCAUGAUACAUUUUUUUUUAUUUUUAGACAUUAUACACCAUAACCUCGACAAUGAAGCCUGCAGUAGAGUCCGGAAAUCUUUUGGCGGGUUCAUCUUGUAAGUUGCACAUAACUUUUACCAGGCUAUCAUCCCACGGAGAUGCAUCCAACAUCCCACGAUUACUUUACGAAGUUGACUCCGACACAAACCUAUGGGCCGUCAACGGACGGAAGCGCGGUGUUAUAGCCAUACCGCAUGUUGCCAAGGCAACCACAGACGUCGUUCUUGAUGUCAUACCACAAACAGGCGGAAACCUAGCAUUGCCGGCGAUAAAGUUAAUGAAGUAUGUUGAAAAAGAAGAUAAGCUGCAGCAAAAGGACUCGAAGGAGGGCACAGGCGCGGAUGCACAGUCAAGCCGCGCAUGCCCACUUGUUUCUCCGUUUUUGUGCGGUCAGGUUUAUAACAGGACUCUUGCUACCCGAGUUCGCGUUUUACCAAACAAUAACACUGAGUCUUCCUGGAUUUAAAGCCAAAUUGUUGUAAGAUGUUCUUGUAAAAGGUGAGCUGCUGUGUUGGAGUGUCCACAUCGUUGCAAUCUAUGGAUUAGAGUUUUUGCGUGGUCAGUUUUACCAUAGGACUCUUAGCUGGUUGAAGCGUUGCACCCGCAUCGCAGAGGUCAGAGUUCGAAUCCCGGCAGUCUGAUUUUUUCAGGCUUUCUUUUCGCAACUACAUAAGUUGCGACUUAAACUGCGGAAAUCAUCUUUGCACUUAUUUCUUCAUUCCGCGCUUCAAUAAAAUGGAAUUCAUGUAUUCAUCAUUUCAACAAGACCUAUGCUACCCAAGUUCACGUUUUACAAAAUAAUAGUGAACUUACGCAACAGGACGAGAGAGGGAAGAAGACGACAAACCUUGUGUGACAAGCGUGACAAUAAUUUUGUUUGAAAAAACCUUCCGCUAAACUUCACCUUUCUUUCGACAGACCUUUUUUUAAAACACCAGAUUAAUGUUAAGUGAAGAUUACGACAAAACUCGUAUGUAAUAGCCCUGUCACCUUUGUCACAUACAAGCGUUUUGUCGACUUCUUGCUGACGUCCUGUUGCGUAAACUCACCAAUACCCGGGCCAAUAACACUCAGUAUUCCUGGAUUUAAAGCUAAAUUAUUGUAAAAUUUUUCCGUAAACUGUCAGGUGCUUUGUUGGAGUUUUUUUUUAUCUUUUUGAUCACAUCGUGACUUACCAUGGAUUAAAGGAAAGGUUGUAAGAAUAGUAAAGGAUAGAUUAAAGGCUAGGC
This is a messenger RNA of Porites evermanni, 2582 nucleotides long. NCBI's taxonomy places the organism in Eukaryota, Metazoa, Cnidaria, Anthozoa, Scleractinia, Poritidae. The record is from the annotation of a GenBank genome assembly.